GGGCGUGGCCGGCACUGCUGCACCGAGACUCCGCCUCCGCCCAUCCCCUUCGCAAGAGGGACGCAAGCUGGGAGGAAAGGGGGAGUCGAGGAGGCGGCGGCGGCGCUGGAGGGCUCCUCUCGGGCACCGGCCGACCCGGGGAGCGAGGAUAUCGCUCCGCACCACUCUUCCGCCUGCCGCCAAGCCGUCCCUUCUCGCUAUGUCCCAGAGCAGGCAUCGCGCCGCGGCCCCGCCGCUGGAGCGCGAGGACAGCGGGACCUUCAGUUUGGGGAAGAUGAUUACAGCUAAGCCAGGGAAAACACCAAUUCAGGUAUUACACGAAUACGGCAUGAAGACCAAGAACAUCCCGGUUUAUGAAUGUGAAAGAUCGGAUGUGCAAAUACACGUACCCACUUUCACCUUCAGAGUAACCGUUGGUGACAUAACCUGCACAGGUGAAGGUACAAGUAAGAAGCUGGCGAAACAUAGAGCUGCAGAGGCUGCCAUAAACAUUUUGAAAGCCAAUGCAAGUAUUUGCUUUGCAGUUCCUGACCCUUUAAUGCCUGACCCUUCUAAGCAACCAAAGAACCAGCUUAACCCUAUUGGUUCAUUACAGGAGUUGGCUAUUCAUCAUGGCUGGAGACUUCCUGAGUAUACCCUUUCCCAAGAGGGAGGACCUGCGCAUAAGAGAGAAUAUACCACAAUUUGUAGGCUAGAGUCAUUUAUGGAAACUGGAAAGGGGGCAUCAAAAAAACAAGCCAAGAGAAAUGCUGCUGAGAAAUUCCUUGCCAAAUUCAGUAAUAUUUCUCCAGAGAACCACAUUUCUUUAACAAAUGUAGUAGGACACUCUUUAGGAUGUACUUGGCAUUCCUUGAGGAAUUCUCCUGGCGAAAAGAUCAACUUACUGAAAAGGAGCCUCCUCAGUAUUCCAAAUACAGAUUACAUCCAGCUGCUUAGUGAAAUCGCCAAGGAACAAGGUUUUAAUAUAACGUAUUUGGAUAUAGAAGAACUGAGCGCCAAUGGCCAGUAUCAGUGUCUGGCCGAACUCUCCACCAGUCCCAUCACAGUCUGUCACGGUUCCGGGAUCUCCUGUGGCAAUGCGCAGAGUGAGGCAGCUCACAACGCUCUGCAGUAUCUAAAGAUAAUAGCAGAAAGAAAGUGAGCCCGAAGCAACCCCAAAAGCCCUCGGUAGCACAUAAGAAAUCCCCCUUCACCCCUUCCCGAGUAAAACGUUUACUACACUUGAGUUUGUGUGUUGUUUCUAAAUUUCUUCAUAGAUUCCAUCAACACUCCAGGUUUAAUGAUCUCCUAGUAGUUAUUAAGCUCUUUUUAAUGGCUUCAACUUUGUAUUGGUAUAUUGUAUUUAUAAACUUUGUACCAUAAGCAGAGUGUAGCACCCAGGUUACAAUGCCAUGUACAUACAGGGAAGAAACUGCAUGUUUGUUGCUGAUGAUGAAGAUGAAGAUGUCGAAGAAACAAAACUGCUAGCAACAGUCGUUCUUACUGGUGCUUAACCUCUUUGCGCAAGGCUUUGUACAGGGAAUUCGAAGGAAGCCCCUUAGAGUUGGGAGGAACACGCUAACAAGCGUUUAUUGAAUGUGAUUAUUGAAUUUCAGGGAACAUGAUUGGUCUGUGCAUUUGAAUCCAUGUAAUAAAGAGCUGUUGUUGUAACAGGUUCCACUCGUUUUAUUAAAGCAUUACUGACCUGACCAUGGCCCCUUCUUUGUAGCCAUUCUUGGGAGUGACAUGAUGUGGAUGCUCUGUUACUUACCUAUAUCUAGUGUACUUCUCAAAGUCAAAGUUGAAAAAACACCCAUGGUCUAAGCAAAAACGUACAAA
Odobenus rosmarus divergens (Pacific walrus) is the source of this 1818-nucleotide messenger RNA. It is a transcript of the gene PRKRA, whose product is annotated as protein kinase, interferon-inducible double stranded RNA dependent activator. The coding region runs from base 200 to 1141 and encodes 313 amino acids. The record is from RefSeq and is a predicted model, not a curated record. The transcript is spliced from 8 exons. Lineage: Eukaryota; Metazoa; Chordata; Mammalia; Carnivora; Odobenidae.